AUGGCAUCCAACGCAGUUGAAAACGGCAAAAAGCUCGCUGCCUACAAGGCUGUUGAUGAAUACAUUUCCGCCAACCACAAGGUCGUCGGUAUUGGAUCCGGCUCCACUGUGGUCUAUGCUGUUGAACGUAUCUUGCAGCGUCCUGAACUCAAAAACAUCGUCUAUGUCCCUACCAGUUUCCAAAGCAAAAACUUGAUCAUUGAUGGUGGCCUUACUUUGGGCUCUACCGAGCAAUUCUCUGAAAUUGACGUGACCAUUGACGGUGCUGACGAAGUCGAUGAGCAAUUGAAUGCUAUCAAGGGAGGUGGUGCUUGUCAAUUCCAAGAAAAGGUUGUUGCUGAACUCGCCAAAAAGUUUGUCAUUAUUGCCGACUACCGCAAAAAGUCCACCAAGCUUGGUACUCAGUGGACCAAAGGUGUGCCCAUCGAAGUGGUUCCUAUGGCUUACAAGGGUGUCAUGAAAGCCAUUGAAUCCAAGUUGUCAUGGAAACCUGAAAAGGUGACUUUGCGUAUGGCCGUCAACAAGGCUGGUCCAGUGGUGACGGAUAAUGGCAACUUUGUGGUGGAUGCUCACUUUGGUGGCAUUGAUGAUCCCAAAGCACUCCUUAAGGAACUCAAACUUUUGACCGGCGUUUAUGAAGUCGGCUUGUUUUGCAACAUGGCAGAAAUUGCCUACUUUGGUGAAGAAGAUGGAAGUGUAAGCACGCUCAAAAAGUAA
Messenger RNA from Lichtheimia ornata, 717 nucleotides. Its product is annotated as ribose 5-phosphate isomerase A. Gene Ontology annotation, biological process: D-ribose metabolic process; pentose-phosphate shunt, non-oxidative branch. Gene Ontology annotation, molecular function: ribose-5-phosphate isomerase activity. NCBI's taxonomy places the organism in Eukaryota, Fungi, Mucoromycota, Mucoromycetes, Mucorales, Lichtheimiaceae. The coding region runs from base 1 to 717 and encodes 238 amino acids. Gene Ontology annotation, cellular component: intracellular membrane-bounded organelle. The record is from RefSeq and is a predicted model, not a curated record. The transcript is spliced from 5 exons.